CCCUACCCAAGCGUCCGAGAAUAGUCCAACUCGCGUCACUCGCCGGUAACGCCAAAUCAUUCGCGACGGCUGCGACGCUUGAUUGCCUCCCGACCGGCGCCCGUCCGCCCCUUCUCUCCUGCGAUACGAUUCUUCCCAAGUUCCCGAAUCCCAGCUCUCCGGCCCUUCGACCCCCUUCCCUUCAGUGCAUUCUGCCUGCUGCCGUUCCUGGUUUGAUCAAUGCUCCUGUGGUAUUCAAUCAUCUAAUUAUGUAGGUCCAAAGUUGGCGGGUGUGUACUUCUCCUAAAAUAAAUGUUCUAUUGCGACAUUUGAGGGGUUUCUUGAACAAUGCUAGUGAGGCGUGCAUCUUGGAGCUAUGUGUCUUCUUCCCGCAGCUUCUCUUCGUUCAAGUCUACCACUUUUCUCAAGUGUGGGGAUGUUCUUAAGCAAGCUCAGGUAUUUACAGAUGAAGAUGUGCUUGCUUACUCUAGAAUGAGCCACGACACAAACCCUUUGCAUUUUGACCCUGAAUGGGCCAACGCUGCUGGAUUCAAAGACAGGGUUGUUCCUGGAAUGCUCAUUGCCUCCUUAUUUCCCAGAACCAUUGCUUCAAAUUUCCCAGGAGCUGUAUAUGUUUCUCAAACAUUACAUUUCAAGUUGCCAGUGUACAUUGGAGAGGAGAUAGUUGGCGAAAUAUGUACAACAAAUAUCAAGGAUUUGAAAACCAAACAUGUGGCCAAGUUCUCCACAAAAUGCUUCAAACAUGAUGGCUC
Messenger RNA from Cuscuta epithymum, 752 nucleotides. The record is from the annotation of a GenBank genome assembly. NCBI's taxonomy places the organism in Eukaryota, Viridiplantae, Streptophyta, Magnoliopsida, Solanales, Convolvulaceae.